AUGGCGGAUGGUCGGGUGGUCGGAAAUAAUGUCCUCUCCAACUCUUUGGCCAACAAAUCUCCAGGAACUCGCGAAGGAGAAGGCUACAUGCUGAGUUCCGAUGAUGGUGAUUAUGUAUUCGCACCAAUCCUUAAUAGGUUGAUAUCAUGGCUUCAUCGCCAGCUACAUCUGCUCUUCCGCCAACGAGCCGUCGAAGGGACAAGCCACAGUUGUCCUGUAAUCUUUGUCGACGACGAAACUUCAACGCCUCUUCAGAGCGGGAAAAGACUGAUUGACCCGUCAUCCACUGCCCUCCACAAGAGGAUUGCUCAACUAGAAAAACUAGUAGUAUCAAUGACGAGUCAGAACAACAGUCUCGCUGGCAAGGAAAGCAAGAGUAAAGCUGACUUUGAUGUCACUGAUGACUCGACCGAACUGCAUCCAAGAUUUGGGAGAAUCGGCCUUGAAAAUACUGAAACCAGCUAUGUUGAGAACUCACAUUGGACGGCGGUCCUGGAUGGAAUUGCCGAGCUAAAAGAUUGCUUUGACAAUGAUCCAGAGGCUUUCGAACAAGUCCCUACCAGUCGUAGAAUAUCAACACCCGGUCCGGCUCUUCUUCUGGGAAACUUUAGAAUGCUCGAUCAACAACAGAUCCUAGCCAGUAUUCCAGGAAAGCAGGAAGUCGAUGGCCUUGUUUCAACAUUUUUUAAUACGACGUCUGUAUAUCUGCUGUGUAUUCAUGGUCCGACUUUCCUAGAAGAGUAUGAUCGAUUUUGGAAAUGUCCCGAAAAAACAUCCAUUAUGUGGGUCGGCUUGCUGUUCUCGAUUAUGUGCAUGGCUUCCGUCUAUCAAAGAAGUUCUGCUUCAGCCGAAGCAACUCGGCAAGCAGAGCAACGAAUACACAUCUUUCGGGAGAGGAUAGUUCAGUGUCUACGGUUAGCUGAUUAUACCAAGUGUGGGCCGUACACGAUCGAGACAAUGUUAUGCUAUCUUUCGGUAGAGUAUACACAAGCUACAGACAAUCAAACGGGACUGUGGCUCCUGUUAGGCAUUAUCGUCCGGUUGGCGGUUCGAAUGGGCUACCAUCGAGAUGCCUCGAACUCAUCGUGUCUAUCACCAUUCCAAGCAGAAAUGCGACGUCGUAUUUGGGCGGUUCUGUACAUGCUCGACUCAGCAGCGGCCGAUCAAUAUGGUAUUCCGCGCAUGGUGAAUGAGUCACUCGCAGAUGCACGUGAACCACUUAACCUUCUAGACGGGGACCUCGAUCCCCGUAUGGAGAGCUUGCCUCGUUCGCGGCCAGAUCAUGAACCAACCCUCAUAGGAUUCCUAGCCAUCAAAAAUCGACUUCUGUCAACCCGAAAUAUAAUCACCGACCUUACCGGUUAUCCAAACAAAUUUGUCUCCUACAAGGAGAUCCUGAAACUGGAUAAAAUCAUCAAGGAGCAAUUCGAGAAUCUCCCGGCGCCCCUCAAGAUGCGCCCUAUAAAUAAAUCUCUCACCGAUAGUACGGGUGUGAUUGCGAAUCGUAUAUUUUUAGCACUGAUUAGUUAUAAAUCCCGCUGUAUGCUUCACCAGCACUAUCUACUCACAGCACGAACAGAUGAUCGAUAUCGCUAUUCUCGGAAAGCAUGCAUCGAAUCUGCUCUGGACAUCUUGCACAUACAGGAAAGUAUCCGCGAAGAGUCCCAAAUCGGAAGACGACUGUAUACAGAACAAUGGAAAUUCGAAACAACGGUUAAUCAUGUCUUCUUCCUGGCAUGCACCAUUCUAUCCGUCGAUCUGAAUUGUGACCUGUCCGAAACGCCUGCUAAACGUCUACUUGGGAAGGAGAUUUUCACCAAAAUCAUAAGUGCGUUGCAAAGUUGUUAUAAUAUUUGGGUCGAAUCAACGGAUACUUCUCGCGAGGUGCAAAAAGCUGUGGCAAUGUUGCGAUUUAUCCUUAUGAAGGCCCGGAGAUUAAGGAGAAUCAGUCUGAUAUCGAUAAACGACGUUGGUUUUGGCUAUGAUGGGCUGUCAACGCUAUCGAAUCAAAUAGAUCCUGCGCUAUUCAAUCAUGACAUCGCUCCUUCAUCUUGGGAGAACUACAAUAUAGACAUGUCUCAAUUUGAUGUGAAUGGCUUUGAUACAAUUUUGGACUCUACGCACGAUAACAACCAAAUGAACACAGUAUGUCAUGCCUGA
Molecule: messenger RNA, 2160 nt
Organism: Talaromyces stipitatus ATCC 10500
Lineage: Eukaryota; Fungi; Ascomycota; Eurotiomycetes; Eurotiales; Trichocomaceae
Exons: 6
Coding region: 1-2160 (719 amino acids)
Biological process (GO): DNA-templated transcription
Cellular component (GO): nucleus
Molecular function (GO): zinc ion binding; DNA binding
Source: RefSeq, a predicted model, not a curated record